UAUUCCUGGGCACGCACAAAAUUAAUGGGCCUCAACACCUUGGUACAACUCUACAUCAUUGUUGUUCUCUUCUAAAAUACAAAAACAAUUUCAGCUAUCGUCUUUAUUGACCUUUAACACAAGAAGCUGUGAACAUCAUGGAAUACAUAAAUAUGGAUAAACGUUUUAAAAUAUCGAAAAUAUUAGUGAGAAAUCUAAUAUUUCUUCUCCUCUUUGCUCUAUGCUUCGGCAUAGGGACAACGUUCGGUUACGAUUCUGCCUCCUCGUGCAGUCCAAAUACGAAACAAUCAAGACGUGGUCGAGCACAAAUGCUUGCUGCCAUCCCCUGUGAUCUACUCACGCAAGCGUACUGCACCCAGCCUGGGGCUGCAUAUCCUUGGCAUGCCGUAAGACGUUUUGUACACGAAAACCAAGGACUUAUGAAACGCAUGUAUGGCGAUGUGCGACAUAUUUCAGUACUACGCGAUGAAAUCUUGAACAACGAAAUUGAUGUAGAUGAUAUAGAGGCAGCUACGGAUAGGUAUUCGCGUGAUGGCUACAAUCGUCGCGCGUCCAAGCUAAUGCAUCACCGAGAAGAUUUUGAAAAUUUCAAAGUAAAUGAUGUCUUAAGAGAGCCACAUUUUAGACCGGUUACAUCAUCGACGACGACGACGACAACCAGCACAACGACAAGCCCUACCGGCGACUCCACUACGACCACAAUGCAACCACCUGUAACUACAACUGCGGCAGAGAAAAUAGAAUCAACAGUUGUAGCCAACGAUGAGGAAGUCACCACCAUGGAACCCACAUUCAGUGGGUACAACUCGACCACACUCAAAAAGGAAGAGGCUGAUGUGAACGAAGACUCUGUUACAGAUUCCAUAACAAAUGUUGCUGCAAACAUCGGUCAGGAGGAUGUGACCACAAAGCCAUCUCCCAGUAUGCUGGCGAAACAAAUUGCCGAAGACGACGAAGUGACCACGGCUAUAGACGAAGACGAAUUGGUGGACAUAAUUAACAUAGAGUUAAACAGUGUUUUUGAAACAACCAGUGAUGCCUCUGUGCCCAAUGAUCUAAAUGGUUCAAAUAUAGAAAUUGUGGAAUCCCCACAACUGGGCUUGGAUAAUGGAACUACCGAGAAAAGUGCUAUCUCCUCCACUACAUCAAAACCAGAGACAAAGGGCACAUCAACCACAUUUACCCCACAUUCAUCGGCCAACAGCAAUUCGACAACGACUACGAAAACUACAACUACAACGACGACAAUUGCCUCUACGACGACCACAUUGAAACCUGAGACAACUGCUGAGCGAUCACCGGCAAAACAACAAAGAAAACCUUUUGUACCCUCCAAUUCAAAAUAUCAACACCAAAGACCACAACAACUGCAAAAGGUCGAAUCCACCAUAUCGGCAAAAUUAAAAUUGAAAAUUAAUCCCACCCAGGCUACACCUGCAAGGACUACAACGAGUUUUCCUUCAAUUGUCAGGAACAACACUGGCUCGGCAACUUCUAAUACAACAACAACACCCUUGACAUCAACCAAGAUGUCUCCAUUUAAAAGUCAGCUGAAUAAAAACUACAACCGCUAUACAACAACUCACAACAACAAAUACAAUGCGCCUUCGCCAGGAACAAGCGCUUCGGGAGCGCCUAUUGUGCAACCCAUAAAACCCAAUGCUGAACUUCUGUUGGGUGAAAAGAUACGCAAGCCAGCGGCAAAUGUAACCCCGGCAGCAGCGGCUGCCUCUAAUAAACCGAUAAUGAAAGAUGGACAGUUAUUCCAGGAUACCAUGAAACAGGAACCAGCUCCCACCGUAAAUGCCAGAGGGGUUAAUGCUUGUCCUGUUAAGGAAGAAGUGGUCGCCCCCUUCUGGGCCAACAACACCCGUGGAGAAAUCUUGGCUCUGCUCAAUCUCUAUCCAUUCGAGCAGUAUGUCCACUGGGAGAAGUGCACACACGAACAUAAACAGAUGUAUUGUCGCGAAGGAUGUCGCUGUGAGCAACAAUAUCGCCUACAUCGUCUCUUGGCCUAUGAUCCUCACAACGAAUGCCGUGGCAUAUUCUCCGAUUGGUUUAGAUUUCCUUCCUGCUGUAUAUGCAAAUGCUAUAACAUACCAUUGGAUUUUAGAGCCACUUCUAGGUCACCACGUUCCGAGGGUGGUGCUGGUGAGACUAGCGAUUAUAGACAUCCUAUUGAAAUAGCUGAGGAGCAGGUUAAAAAUGCCAUCUAUGAACAUGCUACCGAAGAUUGGUAUAGGCCAAAGGAUGAUAUAGAUUUAUUUGAAGGUUGAAAUGUUGACAUCUGAAUUGAGGUGGAGGUAUGAAGGACUUCUGUCACAAAGGUAUAGGCAAGGAAAUGUUUUUUGUUUGAAUUUUUCUAAAUUAAAUUUAUACCCAC
Molecule: messenger RNA, 2383 nt
Organism: Stomoxys calcitrans (stable fly)
Lineage: Eukaryota; Metazoa; Arthropoda; Insecta; Diptera; Muscidae
Gene: spz4
Product: protein spaetzle 4
Exons: 3
Coding region: 138-2276 (712 amino acids)
Biological process (GO): innate immune response; central nervous system formation; regulation of Toll signaling pathway
Cellular component (GO): extracellular region
Molecular function (GO): Toll binding; growth factor activity
Source: RefSeq, a predicted model, not a curated record